AUGCCGCGUUUGAAUGCGGAAGUGCUGCCACAGUGGGAACAAAACAUUGAUCCAUCGCUCCUCACAAGGACGUUUCGAGACGCCGUCGAGGUCGCUCGCGCCUUGCAACUUCGAUACUUGUGGAUCGACAGUCUGUGCAUAUUGCAAAUAGGAGAAGGCUGGGUCGAGGAUUGGCAAAAGGAAGCAGCACGUAUGGGAGAGGUCUAUCGACAUGCCUUUUUGAACAUCCAAGCGGGUCGUGAUACGGACGCCGGACCAUACGGUCUCUUCAAAACGCCCAGUCACCGCGAUAUCGAGCCAUACCGGGUAGAAAUCGACCGAGAGGUUCCUCGACCGAGGCCGCGCUCGAGCUCACGCGAGCUACCGCCUGUCACCAUCAAAGGAACGCACUUCAUCGUGGAAGAGGACUUCGCCCGUGACGAGCUCAUCGGCAACCCGAUAAACAGACGUGGCUGGGUCCUCCAGGAGCGACUGUUCUCCCACCGUAUCGUCCACUUCGGCCCAGACCAAGUCUUCUGGGAGUGUCGCGAGAAGCUCGCGUGCGAAACAUUUCCAGAAGGCCUCCCAAAGAACAUACCUCAGACCCUAGCCCGCGCAGCAACCACACUAGCGCGCUCACCAACAGUCUUCGAGCCCAAGACUCCCACCCGCAGUCUCACAUCCCGUAUUAUCUCCCCACUGAAGGAAGACAAACUUCCGCUCCCAUCAUUUCCCUCUCUCACCUGCCACCGCGACCUCUUCGGUUGGUUCUACCUCGCCGAGCUCUACUCAGCUUGCUCACUGACGCGGGAAACGGACAAACUCGUCGCAAUCUCCGGCCUAGCCCGCUCAUUCGGCCUCGCCCCAGCCUACCUAACCGAAUCCCAAGUCGACGUUGUCGAGUACCUACGCACCAUCGCCGUGCCCCGCGCUCGUGGUGCCAUAGCCUCCGAGACCCUCUUCGUCCACCAUGACGAAAGGUCCGCGUGCCGGCCCGCAACAGACUACCUCGCCGGCCUAUGGAAGUACGACCUCAUCCCAUGCCUCCUCUGGCACGUGGCCAACGGCCGCCAGACCAGCGGUCUACCAUCCCAGCGCAUCACCGGCGACCUCCGCGCGCCUUCGUGGAGCUGGGCAUCCAUCAACGGCCUCAUCAACGCCAGCAUCUACCAAUCCUGGGGCGCCAAAACAGACGGCGUGCACCUCGCUGAACCGUCCUUCGCGGCCACGGAACCCGUGUUUGCGGACGCGCCUUGGGGACAGAGGGAUAUUCAGUGGCCGUCCGCAGACGAGAUCGAGGCUGGGAAGCUGCCCUCAUCUAUACGGCUGCAUUCGAGCGAGGUCCGCCCCAAAAUGAUCCGGAGGUUCAUCCGCAAUUCCGCCAGCGUGGCAAAGCAUCGCGUGCUACGAUGUGAAGUGCAGUGCUAUAUGGACGAUAUGGAGGAGUUCACUGCAAAAUUACGUCGUUCGGGUCCAAGCUUCGAAAUUGGACUGUUGCCGCUUGUCGGACUACAGCGGAGGCGCGCAGCGUGGGAUUCGCGUACGGGGUAUGCGGAUGAAGUGUACGAGUAUCACGGCCUUGUUCUCGUUGCGAAGUUGGAAGCAGGCGAGGAUGGGCAGCUUGCUGAGCGGUUAGGGUAUUUCUGUGUAAAUGAUACGAAGGUCUUUGGGGCGGUCAUGGCCAGGGAAGCGGAUACUGAGAUCGUGGUUGUUUGA
Cyphellophora attinorum is the source of this 1695-nucleotide messenger RNA. RefSeq lists its product as uncharacterized. The coding region runs from base 1 to 1695 and encodes 564 amino acids. The record is from RefSeq and is a predicted model, not a curated record. Lineage: Eukaryota; Fungi; Ascomycota; Eurotiomycetes; Chaetothyriales; Cyphellophoraceae. The transcript has 2 exons.